This is a messenger RNA of Salvia splendens (bonfire salvia), 2028 nucleotides long. Its product is annotated as coiled-coil domain-containing protein SCD2. Gene Ontology annotation, biological process: cytokinesis by cell plate formation. The record is from RefSeq and is a predicted model, not a curated record. NCBI's taxonomy places the organism in Eukaryota, Viridiplantae, Streptophyta, Magnoliopsida, Lamiales, Lamiaceae. The coding region runs from base 189 to 1853 and encodes 554 amino acids. The transcript is spliced from 17 exons.
CAUUUUUAUUAAUGUGAAUUGAAUAUAAUUACACUUUAUCAACGAGGCCGUGGCCGAGGCCGUAGAGUAUCCCAGAAAUCUCCAAAAAAACACGGCGAUUUUAUAACUGGAACUGGAAGAUCUAGAUUCUAGGCGCUAAACAUUCAUCUCUGAUUUCCUCUUUUGAUUCAACCUUUACAGCAACACAAAUGGAGAAGAUGCGCCAAUGGGGCAGCCAGCCCGGCGGUUCAUCCCCGGCGCGUGCCCACCACUCUCGCUCCUCCUCCGCCACCGGCAUUUCCAGCAUCAAGCGCACUCAGAACUUCGCCGCCAAAGCUGCCGCUCAGCGCCUGGCUCAGGUCAUGGCUUCGCAGGCCGCCUCCGCCGACGAUGACGAUGAGGACGACGCUGGCGUCGGAGACAAUGAUGCUGAUUUCGGACUCCGAUUCAAUCCUCCUCUUCCGCUAUCUCUCUCCAGGCCGCCUCUUAACAUUAAUGGAGCUACCAACGGCACUGGCGGCGUCAAGCCGUUGGUUCCGCCUCCUAAGAUUAUUAGAUCUUCCUCCGAUGCGGUUACUCGAGACUUAUUGGAAAUUCAACCACCACGAUCAACUUCAACAGGAAGGCCAUCAAUGUCAACUAGAACAGUGCCGGCUGUACCUCCUAGUAGGCCUUCUGUGAAAACUCCUACACCUAUUCCGGCAAUUGAUCCUCCUAGCAGCCGGCAGAGAGAAAAGAAAUUCUCACCAGAUAUAGGACAACAAAAUCUGAGAGAUGCUGGAGAUGGGCGUGCUUCUUCUGCACUUCGUGAUGAACUCGAUAUGCUGCAAGAAGAAAAUGAAAAUAUUGUUGAGAAGCUCAGACUUGCAGAGGAGAGUUGGGAAGCAGCUGAAGCAAGAGUUAAGGAGCUUGAGAAACAGGUAGCUGCUCUUGGAGAAGGAGUUUCUUUGGAAGCUAAACUUUUGAGCAGAAAGGAAGCAGCAUUGCGUCAAAGAGAGGCUGCUCUUAAAGAGGCUAGGCGUGCAAAAGAUGAUGUGGAAGUGUCAUCAUUGCAAUCUGAUAUUAAGCUGGCAAAAAAAGAGUCUGCGGCUGUUGUUGAACAACUGCGUGGAACUGAGUCUGAAGUUAAAGCUCUUCGCUCAAUGACACAAAGAAUUGUUUUGACCCAACAUGAAAUGGAAGAUGUUGUUCUUAAAAGGUGCUGGCUGGCUAGAUAUUGGGGCUUAGCUGCUAAACUUGGCAUCUGUGCUGAUAUUGCUGCGUCAAAGCAUGAAUACUGGUCGUCUUUGGCACCUCUUCCUUUGGAGAUUGUCCUAUCCGCUGGACAGAAGGCUAAGGAAGAACGUUGGGAUAAAGGUCAUAACAACUCGCAAAGAAGCAAACUUGUUGAAGAUUUUGAUCUUACUGGAGAUGGAAACAUUGAGAGCACCCUAGCAGUUGAAAUGGGCUUAAGAGAACUUGCUUCUUUGAAGGUUGAAGAAUCUGUUGUUCUUGCGUUUGCUCAUCAAAGAAGACAUAACUCCACUACGAAUUCGAUUCCAGAUUUGAGGUCACCAAUUGAUCCGAAGUAUACGGAAGCAUUCGAACUGAGAGCAGAGGAAUCUGAGGAUGUACUCUUCAAAGAGGCAUGGCUUACAUACUUUUGGAGAAGAGCUAAAGCUUAUGGUAUAGAGGAAGAGAAAGCUAAGAAGAGACUUGAGUUCUGGAUCAGCCGUAGUGGGAAAGCACCAACUUCGCACGAUGCCUUUAACGUGGAGCAAAGUCUAAUUGAGCUGCGGAAAUUGGCAAUCGAGCCGAGACUGUGGGAAGCAUCGCGCAAGGAACUAGAGCAGGAUGCCUCCCUUCUUAACGGACCAGAAUCUGCUGCUGCGUAGCGUAACAUAUCACAACACGUUAGAUGGUGUAAAUUGUAUCAGUGAGAUGCUUUUGGCUGAUGUAAAUACGAGGCAUUUUCUAGUCAUAUAUGGAUGUUAUAUUCUGUUUACAUAAAACUAGUUGGAUCUUUUUAUUCGAAUAUAUAUAUAUAUAUCAAUUUAAUUCUGGGGAAAA